GUUGUUUUUACCACAUAGCCUAAAAUUUACCACUAAACUAUACAAAAAAGCAAAAAAAAUGUUUACAUUUCAGUUACAUGUUAUUUGUUUCCGUUUCGUAAUCUGUUUCUGCGUUUUAGCAACACCCGUUGCACACGACACUUGUCCACAUUUUCUCACAGUCAACGGUCACUUACCGGUCACUUGUUCAUAAGAAAAUCUUAUCUCUGUAGGUAUGGCAGCUAAUAUAAAAGCAGUUUGUGUCUUGAAAGGAGAUGGUGCUGUUACAGGAACAGUCGCUUUCACACAACAGAACGGCGAAUCAGCAGUGACAGUGACAGGGGAGCUAACUGGGCUAGCACCAGGAGAACAUGGUUUCCACGUUCAUGAGUUUGGAGACAACACAAAUGGUUGUACUAGUGCAGGAUCACAUUUCAACCCAUUUGGAAAGACCCAUGGUGCACCAGGAGAUGAAGAACGACAUGUUGGUGAUCUGGGAAAUGUAUUAGCAAAUGCAGAUGGGAAAGCAGAAAUUAAAAUAACAGAUGCAAAGCUAUCCCUAACUGGUCCCCAGUCUAUCAUAGGAAGAACAGUAGUUGUCCAUGCUGAUAUAGAUGACUUGGGUAAAGGUGGUCAUGAGCUAAGUAAGACCACAGGCAAUGCUGGGGGUCGUCUGGCGUGUGGUGUCAUUGGAAUUUCAAAGGUGUAAUGCAUUAGAAUGAACACUUCAUGUAGUAGCAAUGCAAAAGGAUAUUUUAUUAUUUAAAAUCAUGUUACAAAGUGUGCAGAAGAACAUGAAGCCAUUCCUUGUCUCUGUAUUGUUAUAACUUUUUCUUUAUUAGCAUGUUCAUGGUCAUGUAUUAUUUAGUGAGGUAUGAUAUUUUUUUUACUUUUAAACUUGAUGGAAAAUAUACUUUCUUCAAAUUGAAAUCCUUCAUACAAUAUGUCAAUUGAUUUAUAAAAAGAAAAUUAGUUUUCUCAAAAAUAAAAUUAAAAAAAAUGCCUCAUUGCUAUGGUAAAUUGUUACUUCCUUUUAGAUGCUUUGCUAUUUUUUAUUGUUUCGUUAGCUUUAAUAUUUGUUUUUCUGGUGCACAUUUUUUCAGGAGCUUAUUUUUCCAGUGGUAUAGACAUUUUUUAUACAAUAAUAUACAGAAAGAAGCACUGUAAAUAUUGAUUCUCAAUAAAAAAGAAAAUGUUUAAAAACAAUGAACAAAAUUGUGGAUGAAAAAAAGUAUACAUUCAAUGUUGAUUGAUACUACAUGUAGUACCUCACUUUUAUCCAGAUUAUUUACAUUUAUAGUGCUAUUGGUCUGAAUAAUAAAUGGACUCUUGGUGUUUUGAAUUUGUGAACAAUUAUACUGAAAUGAUUAAGGAAAGAUUCAAUCUUGUCCAUUAUGUUGUAUUUUGUUUAUGUUAAGUUCUAACGAAUACAUUUUGUAAUCAAACUGAAA
Mytilus trossulus (common blue mussel) is the source of this 1430-nucleotide messenger RNA. RefSeq names its product superoxide dismutase [Cu-Zn]-like. Gene Ontology annotation, biological process: superoxide metabolic process. The coding region runs from base 215 to 688 and encodes 157 amino acids. NCBI's taxonomy places the organism in Eukaryota, Metazoa, Mollusca, Bivalvia, Mytilida, Mytilidae. Gene Ontology annotation, molecular function: copper ion binding. The transcript has 4 exons. The record is from RefSeq and is a predicted model, not a curated record.